Messenger RNA from Chroicocephalus ridibundus (black-headed gull), 8549 nucleotides. It is a transcript of the gene PSKH1, whose product is annotated as protein serine kinase H1. The record is from RefSeq and is a predicted model, not a curated record. Gene Ontology annotation, molecular function: protein kinase activity; ATP binding. The transcript has 4 exons. Gene Ontology annotation, biological process: protein phosphorylation. NCBI's taxonomy places the organism in Eukaryota, Metazoa, Chordata, Aves, Charadriiformes, Laridae. Bases 723 to 1985 code for a protein of 420 amino acids.
GGCGGCGGCCCCGGCUCCUGCCCUCCCACCUCCGGGGCGUUGGCGGCUCGGCCCCGGGGGGCGCGGCGGGCCCCGGUGCCUCAGCCUUGCCGCUGUCCAGGGGCCGUGGUUACGGGCGGGCCCGGAGCGUCCCCUCACCGGGCCGGGUAGGGUGCGGGGCUUCCCGGGCUUGGAGACGAGCCUUCCGCGGGACGAGCUACCGGCCCGGCCCUGGGUCCCCUUCCCGGAAGAGAUGGGGGGAAAACGGCCUGGUUCGGGAUGAGUUAUGAAAAAAACCCAGAGUUUUGGAAAUCCCGGUCGGUUUGACCGGUUCUGGCCUGCCACUGGCUCCGGCACAGCUGCCUGGAGUGCCGCAGCAGUCCCAGCCCCGGGUUUCCCCUCAUAAACCCACUGAAGGCUUACCCUGCCAGCUAGGGAGCCGGUAAUGCCAGGUUCGUGUCAGGCAAUCAGAUACUAUUAGUAAAACUGAAGGUUGGAUGUAGAGUCUGAACUUCUUCCGGGUGUCCCCCUAAAACAUUUCUUGUUUCUCUACAUAAUUCUUCUGGUGGAAGAUCAAUGGGGGUUCCUGUUCUGUCGUUCACGCUGCAUAGUUGCUUGGAAGAGGUGGUGAAUGAGUGAAGAUACGUUUGGUGGUGGUUCAAAUGUGGGAAUUGCCCUGGAUGUGGUUGCUGCUGAUGCUGCCCUGGGAAAAUGCCUUGAUAGGGAAUUAACACCAUUCAGUGAUGGGCUGCGGGACAAGCAAAGUCCUUCCCGAGCCCCCCAAAGAUGUGCAGCUAGACCUGGUUAAAAAAGUCGAACCUUACACAGGCCACAAUGACAUCUACAAGCAUUUCAUCAAAGAUGACUGUGGGACUGUCAUCAAAGCUGGCUCUCCUUCACCUCCGCGUCACGUGAACCCGUACCCUGGGAACCACCUGCCUGCCCACGUGGACCAGCCGGAACCCCGCAAGAACAAAGUGGCUAAGUACCGUGCCAAAUUUGACCCCCGCGUGACAGCCAAGUAUGACAUUAAAGCCCUGAUCGGGAGAGGGAGUUUUAGCCGCGUUGUACGGGUGGAACACAAGGCUACCAAGCAGCCCUAUGCAAUCAAGAUGAUAGAGACCAAAUACCGGGAGGGGAGGGAGGUGUGUGAGUCGGAGCUCAGUGUGCUCCGGCGGGUUCGGCACACCAAUAUCAUCCAGCUUAUUGAGGUGUUUGAGACCCAGGACCGUGUGUACAUGGUGAUGGAAUUGGCGACCGGAGGAGAACUGUUUGAUCGAAUCAUCGCUAAAGGUUCCUUCACCGAGCGAGAUGCGACGCGUGUGCUGCAGAUGGUGUUAGAUGGUGUGAAGUACUUGCAUACGCUGGGUAUCACGCACCGGGACUUAAAACCAGAGAAUCUGCUGUACUACCAUCCGGGAACAGACUCCAAAAUCAUGAUUACGGAUUUUGGACUGGCAAGUGCUCGGAAAAAAGGAGAUGACUGCCUGAUGAAAACCACAUGUGGGACCCCAGAGUACAUUGCUCCCGAGAUCCUGGUCAGGAAGCCCUACACGAACUCUGUGGACAUGUGGGCGCUGGGCGUUAUCUCAUACAUCCUCCUGAGUGGCACUAUGCCCUUUGAAGAUGACAACCGCACCCGUUUGUAUCGGCAGAUCCUGAAAGGAAAAUACAGUUACUCAGGCGAGCCCUGGCCCAGCGUGUCCAACCUGGCCAAGGAUUUCAUCGAUCGUCUACUCACAGUGGACCCCAGUGACAGGAUGACAGCCCUUCAGGCCCUGAAGCACCCAUGGGUGGUCAGCAUGGCAGCCUCUUCCUCCAUGAAGAACCUACACCGUUCUAUCUCACAAAACCUUCUCAAGAGGGCGUCUUCCCGCUGCCAGAGCACCAAGUCCGCACAGUCCACCCGCUCCAGCCGUUCCACCAAAUCCAACAAGUCGCGGCGGGUUCGGGAACGGGAGCUGCGUGAGCUCAACCUGCGCUACCAGCAGCAGUACACUGGCUGAGCACUGGGCUGGGACCUGCCAGACGUCUUUCCAGAUGUCUUCUCUGCGGCGUAGGUGUGCAGCACCCUUUGCUGCGCCCUCACUCAGUGAGGAACAUCCAGGUUCCUCUCUCCCUUCCUUCCUCCAGGUGUCCCCCCCAUCCAUGAGGAGGUGUCCCCCCCUCCCCGGUGCGGAGGAAAGGGAAUGGCGUGGUGGCCAUCCCACCCUGCGAGCUGUGCCGUGGGGUCUCACGCAGGAAACGGGGGAGCCCUGGUGGGCUCAGAGCACAGCUCAGAGCCUCAAGUAAUACACCAAUUAAGGAGCCACGUGGGGAGAAGAGCUCUUUCUGUAGCCUAGGAGCUUGGUUGUUCAUAGUUAUUUAUUAAUUCCAGAGCCUUAAGUUUCUCUCACUUGCAUAUGAAAAAAAAAAAAAGAAAUCACUUUAUGGGUAUGUACACGCACGUACGUGUGUGCACAUACACGUGUGGGUGUGUAUAUGUAUUUAAAAAUUAUAUAUACACAAAUUUUGAGCUGGUUUAGUCAGACUCUGUGGUGCCUUUGCAGUGAAGCUGGGAUGAGUCACAUGCAGUUAGAAGUAGGAUAGCUCUGACUCACCGCCGGCCGUGCUGCCCACCGGCUCCUCCUCAAAGAGAUGCCAGACAGCAGUUUGCCGUGAUGGCUGGGAAGCUGCGAGGUUUCCCCCAAGGGCUGCCAUCCGCCUGAUGACGUCAAGGGAUUACUCAAGCUGUGCGAGAGCUGCCGGGCAAAUUGACAACCGGGCUGAAGCGCGUUGCGGGCUCGGAACUGGAGUCUGGUUCCUUUGAUCCAGACUGGGUGGGUGCUCUUGAUGGAGGGGUGGGAAGAGGAUCAUCCUGCUGCAGGAACUUGGUGGUACACAGAGAGAUCUCUUUGGCAAGGCAGGUUUUUGAGGGGGUCCUUGCUGUCCCCCUCGAAUUAUCUUUCCCCUGUUUGCAGCAAGACCGGUGCCUACCAUGCAGGAUUUGUUGUUCUUGUGGCCCUGUCAUGUCUUUGACCUGUUACGCGUCUUGUGCCUUUCAGAUGAGCGUUGCCAACCAUGACACUUCACCAACACUUUGGUGGUUCCAAGUGUUCCUCCCUGUCUGCAGAUUUUACGGGGCUCCCCUGCUUUGCGUUCCUCUUCUGCCCCGGUACCGCCAUCCCCGCUCUGGGACAGUGAAGCGGUGGUGGGAGCGGUUGGGAUGGCCGCAAAUGGCUCUGUAGCAUCAGGGUCAGGGCUUGAGUAGCGGAGAUCAAUCUUGGAGCAUCAGCAGUGAUAAUGCCCUGGAGACGUUGCACAAACACCUUCGAGCUGUUAGCUGUGACUUAAAGCCAACCAGAAAAAGCUGCCUUUUGGGUUUCCUCGUGCUGGGUGGGCGAUGCGUGGGCUGCUUGUGAAGGACCUCUGGGGGAAGGUGGGUGCUGUAGAGCUGAGCUUUGUGCAGGCCUCCUGAGAUAUCUUCCCAACUACUUAGAACAGCAAAGCAGGGCUGGUGGCACAAUCUCAGGGUGGAUUUGGCCUCUUGUCAUAGCAGAGACGAGAUCUGCAGCGAAGGAGAACGCCGGUUUUUGAAAUUUUUCGUAUGAGGCCAUGCGGUUUGCUUCAUGCUAUGCACUUGGGAAGUGUUUGCUUGGCUCUGGGCUGGAGAUGGAGGCUCUGCGAGCUCAAGGGGCUGGCAUGCGUGAUCUUUCCACCCAGGAUUGAUGUCCUCUGCUGCUGCGUUUUAGUGUCAGCAAGGUUUGAAGUGACUUUAACUCUACUGUCCGCAGCCCCUCUUGGUCAGCAGACAGUGUAGUUUCAGUGGGAGAAGACUGCGUUUGCUGUGCUAAGGAAAUUAAAGAAAAAAAAAAAAAGGGAAUUUCUAGGGAUGUGCUUCCCACCCCGCAAAGCUGGGAUGGGCCAUAACCACUGAGAGCGCAGCUCAAUUUCCCCGGGCGUGGGGUGGGGAAUACACCAGAGGAAGCCUGAGGACAAGCCGGUAUGUGUAGCAGGGGUGAAUUCUGAGUCCUUUGUGUGGUUUUCUAUGGUUUUUUGAAAACUCUGAAUUCUUUGCAGGCUGCCCUUUCUCGGAGUGGCCAUUCUACUAUAUCACACACAGUCUUUCUUCCAUCAGCAUUAACGGUUACCGCAGAAUUACCAAAAAUUGGGUUUUUUCGGCUGUGUGGACUGCAAAAAAAAAUGUUUCUUCUGCUUCUAUUACCUUCUCAUGUGGUCUUCCCUGGGUCGUUACCAUGGACUAUAAACUAGACGUGAUUUCUGACAAAACAGGCAGCUUGCCGUAUUUUGCUUCAUAAACAGUUCCCCUCAUAUUACUGCAAAAACAGCUCUUCAGCAACCACUCCAAGACAAGUAUCAACUGGAAAAUUCAUCUUUCCCUGUAGGUAGGAGAUGGCAGGACGGUCUCUCAGAGGCCUUCUGGUUCUGAGCCGUCACUCGUAAGAGUCUUCUACAUGUUUGGAGCAUCACACCCAGGCACUGUGAUCUCUUUUCCUCUCCCUUUUUCUGGCUUUCAUUGCCCUCCCCAGAUUAUCUUGCAUUUUUAUCCUUAAAAUAGGUGUUUUGUCUACACGAGGAGGUCAAACUGAUGAACUGAGCCAAAGCCUCUAGCACCUGAGACCUUUUCCAUUAGCCACUAGGCCAUCAAAAUGCACAGAUGUUGUGCAGAUGUCUGCCCACACUGUUCCUUCACGCUUUCCCUCGUGGGAGAUAAAUGAAGGUGGAAAGAAGGUGAGGACCUUGAGCUCUGGUCUGACCCAACUUGUGUCCUCUCCACCUUCACAAAGCAGAACAACAGUUUUCUCAUCUGUGACAGUUUUUUGCUUUGUUGCUCUCUUCGGCAAUUGGGUUUUCACCAGGAAAAGUUCAAAGCGAUGUCAUUUAGGGUGACUUUGGGGUGGAGUAUGUUUUGGGGAAGUGAGAUGUUGCUAUAUAGGUUCCUGGUGCUGUCAGUUUUCUGCGGUGAUGCGCUAUGACCCGGCGGUGAGUUGGCGGAAGGGAGGAUCCUUCACAUCCACGAGCAGUAGCGGAGAGCCGCAGCCCGCCUCUUCGGGGUCUCAGAGGUGGUCCUGCAUCUGGUGCAUCCCACUAUUAGGGAAUUGCACCAAAGAGGUCCCAGUCCAUCCCAUAAGGGGCUUUGGCUUUUCUAGAAAAAGAACCCUAAUUCUCUUUAAAAAUCCAGAGUUUUCUCGUUUGCGUGGAAAAAAAUCAAUAUAAACAUAGGGAAAAUCUUUAUGGGCUUGCCUUCCAUCGUUUGAUAAUAACACUCUUGGCUCAAUCCCUCUUCUUUUUCUAUAUUCAAUAUUUGCGGGAACCCAGAGAAUAACACGUGUGGGCAGAGAGGAGACGAGCAGAGCUCCUCCUGUGUCCCUUGGAGCCCUUGCUCGUCUUUCCGUUUUCACUCCGGCCGGAAAACUGCGAUGCUCCGGAUGUUCUGUUGCAAGCUCCAGCUCAAGAGCAAUUCCUCGGGUGCUUUUACCCUUGCAGUUGGGGCAUGUUUUCAGCUGGCUUCUGCCGGGAGUGCCGUCGUUCUGAGCAGUAGUUCAGGUGCCUUCAGUCUGUCCUCUAAGAAGCUCUUCACUGUGAAUUAUCUUCAUCGUCCGUCCUCAUGUAUAUUCCACGGGAGCAUCGCAGCUCUCUCAGUUUAUCUCAAGUCUCAGGAGUUGACACUUUUCAGGAGUGCCUUGUUUGGGGAUUUUAGGUUCUAAAAUCUCUCCGAAACGUCUUUUUCUUUGGUUUAAUUUUUUUAAAUCUUUUUCUUUGGCUCUUAAUGGCGCCUCUUAAUUUGGCUCGCGGGGUUUUUCUGCAAGGCGUCCUCUGGUGCUGAAUGAGCCGGCAGGAUGCAGGUAACAAAUGCCUGUUGCAGAGCAUCGCCGAGUUGAAGUCUUUACAUUAGCUGGGGUGCAAAUUUCUGUACACCAGUGCUUUUGUUUUCCCUACUUCUGUUCAUACCAUGAAAAUGAAGCUGGAAUGACACCUAGUGGCAAAUUGUAGUGUGUCCUUGUCCCAGUACAGCCCUCUUCUGGUUAUCUUCCCGCUCUUUCCGGGUGAGAUGCCCUUCACAAAGAGGAGUCUGGGUUUGGCGUGCUGAGUGAUGGUCCUGGACCACACCUCCAGUCCUGGAUGGUCAACAUCUUUCUCAGUGUGGCACCAUUUUCUCCUCUACUAAUCCCAAAGAACGGCAUUUUUAGCCCACAGAGGGGUGAGCAGGAGGUGAUGCGCACCCGCUGGAAGGGAUGCUCCAUGCUGGGGAAAAGAUGUGCGCGGUCCCCAGUGUCUAAGGGAGAUGCUCCCCAGCACCCUGCCUUGGGGACUCAUCUAAGGGACACUAGGAGAAAAGACGGAAGGUGCUGAGGCUAGGAGAAGCUGGUUUGGGACUUUCUCCCAUCACGAGAGACAAUGGAGCAGCUCAAGAUGUUGCUUCCCAGCGUAUUCCAUUUCAGGGAAAUGCAGUUUUAAGGAGUAAAGGGAAUUAUGGUUGCUUGCCUUUUGGAACUUAGCGGUACUGUGUAAAACAAUCCCAUCGUUUUGUCCUGGGAGUUUGUCUGUGCUCUCUCGGGGGAGAGAAUUACGGCUUCAAAGAAUGUGGCCUGUUGCUUCCUUGAUUAUUUUUUUUUUAAUUUUUUUUGAGAGUUACUGGAAAUGAAUGUGAAAAGGUCUUCCAGAAAUAACGUUAGGUGGUCUACAGACUUGCAUCCGGAUUUUUGAGUACGUAAUGUAUUUUUCUAUCCAUUUUGCUACAACAGCAAUUACUUGUCCAUGUUUGAUUGACGUCUCAUCCUUCUCAGGCUUCUAAAAAACCAACGUAUCAGCCCAGUGGUGGUAACCCUCCCCCUUCCUUCAAUCCAGCAGAAGUCUGUGCUGUUUAACACUGAGAUAUUGAUAGCAUCCAGAUGCUCCUGCCAGUCCCUGGACCGCCUUGUUCUUGGAAACGUACAACUGUCCGUGAGGGACAGCCUUUAUAGCCUGGCGAUGAGAGGACGCCCAGAGAAAAGGGCUCUGACCUGCUGGCGUUGGUGGUGGUGUGGAAACCUGCUGCGGUGCAGGGCUUGCGUUACAGACUUGUUUUGGAAACGAUAAACCCUCAAAGUCUUAACUUCUUCGGAUGUUUUCUGCUUUUAGGUCAGAUAUUUUUCUCUUCUGGUAAUUUACGUUCUUUCUUCUGCCCUGCUCUGUUUCUCAGUCCUGUUUUCUACCGGGGUGUUUGGCUGAAGUACGGAUAGAGUCAACUUCUGCGUAACGCGCAAACUGGAACAGGAAUCCUGGUUAACUCACCUACCGGGCAGCGACUCUGGAUUUGGCUCUGCAGGAGCCCGCGGGGAGUCCCGGAGCCGGGGAAAAGCAUCCGUAUGGUGCCUCGCGCAUGGGAGAAGGCUCCCUUUGAGGACCCCGCGGUGCAGGUUUAGCUCCGGAUGAUCUUGUACGAUGUAGGACAACCAGUGCCUGGCUGUUACAGGCCUCUUAUUAAAACUGUGUGGGGCCGUAUUCCUAUUAUAAGUGAUGAUGCUAAAGAUUUGGAGAGGUUUGAGGCGAGGUAAAUUAAAAUCUCAAUUGUUUGACUGAAUUUAGUUUUCUAAAUGAUGCAAAGCAACACAGAGAUUGGCUCGGGAGGGGGGAAUCCCACCCUCUGGAGGAGCUGCAGACUGUUCUCUGGUGGCAGCGUGAGCCCUUGGAUUUGCAGGGAAGGGUGAUUGUGUCCCGGUUUCUCACCAGCUUGGCUUCAUCCUGGAAAAUAUCACAAAGUGCCUGUACCACUCGGUGCCAGAUACCCAGCCCCGAGUCGCCUACACCGCUCUGGGGAGGUUUUUGGUGCUUUUUCUGACCACUUUCAGCCUGGGUUUAAGGCGGCAGCUCUUGGGUGCUGUGGAGGCAGGCGCCUACAUGUCAGCUGUGCCUUACUGAGCAGUAAAUUUGUCCCCACCUCCCCAAAAAUGUGAAGCAGCAGGGAUGCGCGGUGGCAAGGGCAUCGUGGAGCUUGGUACCUUCCACCUUCGGUGUCCCUGUGGUGGAGGGAGCUCUGCCUGCCUGGUGACAGUUUUUUUUUUCCUCCUCCCGCUCUCCUCCGCUGUGCGGUAAUACUGUAGAUCCCUCGUGUGACGGGCCAGCUACCGCCUGCCGUGGCAAAUAUCGUUGCGCUGUGUUUGUCUGCUGAACGUGGAGGACAUCGGCCGCCCCCAGCGCGGCACGUUAGAAACCAUCAGCUCUGGCGAGCACAUCCAGAUGCCGUGAGUUUUUCCUGUUGCCUUUCGCUACGGAAAGACACCUCCCGGGAAGCUCUGGGGACCGCAGGUCUUCCGGCGCUUGCUGUUAUUUUUGGUUGCCAAAUUUCCGGUGCUGGGUUGGAAUGGUUUGGAAGUUCCUCUGGUCGUGUCCCGUCACCCUCCCUAAUGGGGGCGUUCCGAGAAGCAUCCCGUUCUGUGACUUGCCUUUUGAGUCCUGCGUUUCCACUAAGGACUGUCUUAUAGGAUGAGGUCGGAACCAUUGUCAUUAGUCUGUAACGUUACGAUUAGAGUGUACAGAAUUAUUUAUUUUGUGUACUCGGUCUGCUAAACACGUAAAUGUAUUCUGUG